Messenger RNA from Microdochium trichocladiopsis, 1710 nucleotides. RefSeq lists its product as uncharacterized. The coding region runs from base 1 to 1710 and encodes 569 amino acids. Lineage: Eukaryota; Fungi; Ascomycota; Sordariomycetes; Xylariales; Microdochiaceae. The transcript has a single exon. Gene Ontology annotation, molecular function: protein binding. The record is from RefSeq and is a predicted model, not a curated record. Gene Ontology annotation, cellular component: nucleus.
AUGGAUCCUUCUUACGAGUCCGACGACGAGCAAGACUCUCGCAUCGAGGAUCUUCUGCAGGAGCGAGACCAGCUGACAGCGAAGCUCCUCGAGUCGCCCUACGAUGCCAUUCUCUACUUGCGACGUGCGGUCGUGUAUACAAACCUGGGAUAUCCCGACUUGGCCGCCGGCGAUGCCUACAAAGCACUCCUGUUGACGGACGAGGUCAGUGACGAUAGCUUCGAGUAUCACGAACAGGCCUGCGAGGCAUUAUCACACUACUUGGGCAGCGCGCUGCCAGCUGUACUCGUACACGGUGCACUCGCGUCGGCCAAGAUCUCAACGGCCUCAUUGGACCCCGUGGACCCAGUCAACCCAGCCGAUGAUAUUUCCUCGUUAGCGCAACUAGCUGCCAUCCGGAGCUACCAGAUCCUCGCGCUCAGCCUACUGCUCUGUGGCUGUCUCAAGAGCGCAUGCACGUUUUGCGAUCGGGGCCUAGCCAUCGUGCCAGGGAAUAAAGAGCUGCUCGAGACGCGGCAGUACAUUCAGACCGUUGCGGAUCGGCGUUUGCGCAGCUGGGAUCUUGAUGUCAACAGUCUGCCCGAGUGGGGUGUCGUCCGGCGCGAGGUGUACCCCUGGAACACGCACGAGCCGGACCGCUUUUCGGACGAGUCGCUAGACUUUUUGAACAAGGAGCUUGUAAAGAUCGCGCCGAAAUGUGCAGUCCAGGUCUCCAAACUCCCUGUCCUCCUCGAAGCAGCGGACCACCAUGACAGCGACGAUAUCAUCCCGACAUGCAAUCAGCUCGGCGUGUUUGCGAAGGAGGAUAUCGCACCGGGCGAGGUGGUGCUGGAAGAAUAUUCGCUCCUAACGGCGAAUAACCGACUCAAGGACUCGGUCUGCGACGCCUGCAGUGAGGAACUGCCGCCCCUGGGGCCCGACUCGGCAGCUAUCAAUUGCAGCGAAUGCUACGAUACUGUCUUUUGCAGCCAGUUCUGUCACGACCUGGCACAGGAGCUCUAUCAUCCCGCUGUGUGCGAGAAGGAUGUUGACUCGAUCGCGAAGGACACGGAAGCCCGGGAUGCCGAUGAAUCGCUACAUCUGCUUCUCCUUGCACGUGUAUUGGCACUGGGAGCGCAUCAGGAGAAACACCCUCUGGACAUUACUCAGAUCAAGUACAUCUGGGGCGACUUCGUCUCCUCCACCUCGAAUCAGAUCAGCUUGCUGCUCAACGCUGGGCCUCCACCAGAGUGGACACUACCCUUCUCGUUCUCGAAGAAUAUCGAAGCACCUCUGCACAUCCUUGAGAAGAUGGACAUUGACAUUUACGCCACCCUUGCUGAACACGACACCUGGGUCUUCAACACCAUCUAUGCCAAGACACGUGGGACCGCAUCCGCCCGGAAGAGUCUGCGAGAUGGCCGCCCGGAUGUCGCUGCGGUUCACCCAUUCUGGUGUCUCGCUAACCAUGAUUGCGACCCAAAUGUAUCGUGGGACUGGGGCGGGCGCAUGGUUCUUCGGGCGCGGGAGGAACGCGCCGUCGGGAACCGGCCUGGGGGUAUCGAAGCGGGCGAGGAAGUGCUCAACCACUACUGCGACAUCACCCUGCCGGUUCAACAGCGACGGGAAUGGGCGAGCGGCAGCCUGGGCGGCUGGUGCAUGUGUCAGCGAUGUCGCACGGAAGCGCUGGUUGCGGGGACGGUGAACGGGGUUUAUAAGAUGGAGGAGUGA